Molecule: messenger RNA, 852 nt
Organism: Pestalotiopsis fici W106-1
Lineage: Eukaryota; Fungi; Ascomycota; Sordariomycetes; Amphisphaeriales; Sporocadaceae
Exons: 2
Coding region: 1-852 (283 amino acids)
Source: RefSeq, a predicted model, not a curated record
AUGGCAGCGUUGGAGUCGCGAGUCCAAGACUUUGAUUGCAACCAGUGGUGGGCUGACUCCAACAUGACCAAGACUCCUCUCAAGAUGCAAUCUAGAAAGCUGGCACGACCCGAAAUGUCCCACUUUCACAAUCCUUAUGCAGGCGUCGGAAGUGCUUGGCAACUCGACGAGACUGUUGAUUCUUUUCUGGAUCGUUUGCCGCCUGCCACCACGGAUGACACGAAAGUCGGCCCGUGGAUCUUCAUCUGCAACCCGUAUAUUGACCGCAAAAGCAAGCGGCUGGCUCAGAACCAAGGUAUCAAAGGCUGUGAGGAUGAGGCCCCUGAAGAAGAAGGAGCUGAUUUGGUACGGUUCGUCGAAGGUGGGAUGGAGAGGCUUCAUCUCGUCACCGAAUUCCAUGACAAAGUGAACCAAGCUGCCAUGCUGGCGCCCAUGCGUAUGCGAGAGAAGAAUAAGGCAAGCCUGGACGCCUCUCGGGAUAUUCUGGCUCUUGCACACGCUGCACACGUUCGAGCUGGCAAGUGGAUGUUGUUUUGUACUGCCCAAACCGUGAACGAGGUCUGGGAGGUUGUGGCCAAGGCUACGGCCAGCAAUGAGUUGGGGAUCGCUGCCAAAGUAGCCACCAGAUCCGAGAUUGACCCCCGCCCAGAACGUUUAAUUUGCGUAUAUACUGCCGAUUUCCAUGACAAGGACGACGUUCAAAGAGUGGCAAGCAAGCUGAAGCAGCUUGGAUUGGUAGAACCUCGUGGUAAAAAGCCACUAUACUACAAGCCAGGCAUUGGUUCAGGCAAUGCGUGGGGUGUCAAAGCAUCUAUCUACAAUACCAAGGAUAUGCUCGGGAACAUUUCAUGA